AUGUUCUGGGAUCUUAAUGUCGUUUGGGAUGCCAAGCGUGCAGCGGCGUUUGCUGAUACUGCCCUGAGGUUCGGCUACGCGGGUCUUGCGUACAACGUCACCCUGUCGGGGCAGCAAGUCCUUGACUUGCGUUCACACCAGUGCCCCAUCCCGCCGCCCGUGGCCCUGGCUCCCACACAGCAGGGACCACUCUGGCGGACGACCGUGGCGGACCUCGGGCUCGAAAGCGAGAAGCACGGGGCAUUGCUUCAGCUGCGACGAUUGACGCUUUGUGCUGCCGAUGUGGCGCAGGUGACUGCUGCAGCCGAUGCGUCAGCGUUGAGGCCAUCUUACCACAUCCUCGCCCUGCGCCCCACUUCUGAGGAAGCUUUCCAGGCUGCCUGUGAGAAGGGUGUGUCUGACAUCAUUUCUCUGGAGAUGGACGACAAACUUCCGUUUCAGUUGAAGCGAAAGGACGUGCUGGCCUUCCUUCAACGUGGUGGCAUCUUUGAGUUAGAGUUUGGGAGUGUUCUUCGUGAUGCAGCUCGGCGCCGGGCAUUCCUGGCCAACCUUGAGCAGCUUCUCCACGUGACGCGCGGCAGGAACGUGCUGCUGAGCAGUGGCGCCCUUGACCCGUUGGAGAUGAGGUCGCCUGCCGACUUGGCCAAUGCUGCCGCCGUGCUGGGCCUCCGUGGGGAGAAGGCGAAGCAGAGCCUGACGGAGGUUCCCUACCGCGCGUUGCAGCGUGGUGUGCUCCGCGGCGGUUGCAGUCAGGUCCUGUCCACGCCUUCGGGACUUGAAGCCGAUGUGGACAUGGGUGCGGACCUUGUCUUUGUGCGUAGCCGCGGAGCAGAGGCAGCCCUUGCAGGGCUGACAAGAUGUCAGCCCUUUUGCAGAAACACUAGGGCCGGCACUGCCGGAUGCGCAUUGGAAGGAGUGCGAACUCCAAGGAAUGGGAUGGAACUUUGCACGGCCCGAUCCGGCAUGUCUUCCAGAGCAUUCAUGGAAGAGCUUUGCAACAAUGCGGGCGGGUACAGCAGGUUUCUUCAAAGCUUGGCUCUCCACCACCUUUGCUGGUGGGUCGCCAUCACGGUCGUCCCUGCAGUUUUCCUUGAUCAUCACAGGUGCGAGGCGAACAUGCCUUACUGGGCCUGGACUCUGUAUGGUGCAACGGUUCUGGCAAUGCUGACGAUGGCCAUCCUGAUGGAGCUGGCCAUGCUCCAGCGGCUCGGACUUUUGCAGGCCAGCGAGUUUUGGUCAUUCUGGCAGGAACGGCGGUGGUGGCUGCCUUUGGCUUCUACAGUGCUGUGGAAGUUGGACAGCUACACCGAUGUGGCUUUCGUCAUCAUUGCGCGUGACUGUGGUUCGUCGCUCUGGUGGGCGUCUCUGGCUACCAUCAUCUUUGGCGUGGUGUUUUGUCAGAUGAUCUUCAACACGUGCUUCGCUUGCUCGGACUGCGAUGGGGAGCUGCCAGCUUCCUUUGGCUUCGUGCUGCUCGAUUUCAAGCUAAUCAACACCGCCAUUCGUUCGGUGGUGCCCUUUGACCCGGAUGCUUCUGAUCUUCCAGUGGCAAAGCCAGUGACGCUCAGAUCAUCUGGGAACCUGGUCAGUUUGGAGAAAGCCAUCGGGGACAUCGCCCAGGUUUGCAUACAGUCCCUGUUUCUGAUGAGUGCCUCGGCCCCGCACGGCUUCGUGAUGUUCAGUGUUGCAGUCGGAGCAGCAAACUGCUGCUUGCUCAUUGUGGCGGUCGUUCAGAGUGCCGUGUCGGAGGAGUGGGCGGUGCAGGCCCAAGACCUUCAGCAGGGGACCGUGCUGGCGAAAGGUGCAGAGGAGCCGUCAGACUUGGAGGAGGGGUCUCCUAGCCAGAUGCCUCCCAUGGAAGAAAUGCCGUCAGGGCAGACGCCGACGACGCUUGGCCUUAGCGCCUUGAGCGCCUUAGACCGGCCGACCAAGGGCGAUGACGUCGAAUUGCUGCUGCGCCCCGUCAAGCCAAUGGCAGAGACCACAGAGGACCGCGAGGAGUCCAUUGAGAAAGUGCGAGAGAAGCAAGAGGCCCAGUUGGAGUUCCUGCUGUCGCGAGACAACCUGCAGGAGGACUGCUUCAUCCAGAUGAACAUGGACUCGCAGAUGCAGAUCCCAAUCCCGAUCCUGGCUGGCGACAGCCACCAGCAGUUUGAGGAAAUGGGACAAAUUGUAGACAUUGCUACUCUUUUCGAGGCGGCGCCGCUUCGCUCCGAGCAAGUCAUCGUUGACAAGGAGAGUAUGCAGAUCAAGCCCAUCUUGAAGAGCAAGCGGAACACGGUCAUUCUCCACGACCUUCCGGAGGCAAUUGCCGAGGAGGAGCUACGGCACAAGCUUUUGAGUGACGGUUCCGCUGGCAUCGCUGGCCAAUGUCGACACCCACAUGAUUUUGCAAGCAUCGGGAAGCACAGUCGGCAGCUCGGGCAUAUGGAUGACGUGUGGACAGAACGAGCUACGGCAGAGUUUGCUGCUGGUGAUCACGUGCAUGUGUGGAGUUCCUCGGCCAAGAGGUGGUUUGAUGACGGUGAGGUGCAGGCGAUUGCACCUGAUGGCUCCAUCAUUGUGCGCUUCAACAAUUCUCGGCCGGCGAGUAAGGAGGUGCCCCUGCGCCAGGCUCACAAGGUCCUGCGCAAGCUGUCCGCGGCUGCCACGCGCCGGACCGAUCCGCGGGCCGUCCUCCGCCAGGCAAUUGGCACAGGCCUCGGACCACGUGACGCCAAGCGAAGGUGCGAGAAGGUCUUCACCCAGUGCGCGGCAGGUGGCCGGGCCGUCUCUCAGGUUGGGCCUCGCGAUGAGACACUUCGGCCUCCGUCCUUUCACUCCUUGCCGUUCGCCCUGGUUCUUUGCCAGGGGAACCUGAGCCAGUUCUUGCAUUCUCUGGGCCACGUCGCCCGCGCAUCGCUGCUCUCUGCGCUGUUUGCGCGUUGCGAAGAGAAGCUGGGAUUGCCAUGGAAGGACGAUGCUGUGGACUUCGAUAACUUUGCUUCUUGGGUCUACUCUGGACGUGGGUGCAAGUCCAGUGCUGGGGAGGCUGUGCAUCUGACUCGCCCGGCUAUUGAAAAGGAUCCUACACAAAGAGCAGAGGUUCCGGUUUGCGUGAGCAAGCCGGCGUUGAGCCCGCUGAGCCCUGGCCGCAAGCGGAAGGCAGCCGAAGCUCCGGGCAGCGCAGACAGCCUGCCGCAGAAGUGCAGUAGGCGGCUUGAGGCUCCUGCAAGCAAAGGAAAGCAGAUCUUCGAGGGAUGUGCUGUACUGGUUUGUGGACGAGGAGGCGCCGCCAUGUCUUCCACACGGAAGCAGCUGCUGGAGGCUCGAAUAUGCGAAGCUGGAGGCUCUCUUUGCGAGUCCUGGGACGACACCGUGACUCAUGUGGUGGUAGCAGGCCAAAUGCCAAGGGCCGUCUUGAUGCAGGACUACCCUGAUGCCAGACAUGGCCCUGGCUUUCAAGCUGUCGUCACGGAUGCCUGGGUCAGCGAGUGUCUGGUCCUGCAACGCCGACUGCCAGAGGGGCGCUACGUGUGGCGACCCUUGACGGAGAGCGAUGGUGGCCUGCCAGCAAAGCAGGAAGGAGACUCUGCGCAAUCGCUCAUCAAGAAGGAGAAGCCUCAGGCACAUACACCCGUGACCGAAAGUGCCGGCGAGUCGGGGUGGGGUGCCUUUGCAUCGCCAGAUGAUUUGCGCGCAAAGAUCGUCGAAGAGUUCCGCACCUGUGCCGCAGCUUGGGCAGUGCGUGGCGACAAGUGGCGCUCCUGGCAGUACAAGAAGGCCGAGCAGCUGGUUGCCCAGCUGCGCGGCACGCUGCAACGGGAGGAGCUCUCGCAUUCUGGGCUGACGCCAAAGUUCGUGCAGAAAUGCCAGGAGAUCCGGGAGAAGGGCACCCUGCAGCAGGCAGAGGGUUUCCGGAAGGAUGCCGACGUCCACUCGCUGUUGGAAAUGACCAGGAUACACGGUGUGGGCCCUGCGCUGGCGCAGACAUGGCUCAGGUGUGGUGCACGUUCGAUUGCAGAUGUCCGCCUGCGUGUGGAUUCCCUCCCGGGUACUGCCGGUGGCCCCGCUACAGGAUUGACAAAGGCUCAGCGUCUGGGACUGCGUUUCGUGGAUGAUUUUCAGGUGCCGAUCUCCCGCUCGGAGGUGGAGCGCGUGCACUGCGCGGUGCAGCGGGCCGCCGAGGCACGGCGACCUGGGAUCUCCCAGGAAGACCGGCCGUGGAGACGUGCUUUGCUCGGGGAUGACGCUGGUGGUGUGUGUCGAUGGCAGCUUGCGACGGUCCAGUGGAAUCCGAUGCUGCCGCAUAUCUUCUUGCGGGCGAUGGAGUCUGGCGGCGUGAUCGUUGCCGAUCUUAGCAACAAUGCUCCGCACUCCCCGAAGCCUGUAAGGGUUCCUGGGGAUGAUGACCCAACAGGCUCGGCCCAGGCAUGCCUCUGUGUUGUGCGCGGCUGUCCCAUCGAAGGAGAGCCCAUGAGAUACAGGCGGUGCGACUUUGUGUUUUGCCGCCGCGCUGGCCUACCCUUCAUCACUCUUCAGUGGACCGGAUUGGAAGUAUUCUGUGAGUCCUGUCGCUUCACCUGUCGUGCCGCAGCCGAGGCGAUGGGGGCCUUUUCAACAGGCACGUGGUUUGAGAACGCGAGCUUCCCUUGGUUUCCUGAGACUUGGCAGGGAGAUGAAGCGCAUUGCAGCACUCCGCGGCUGAUCGAGAAGGCGCUCGUGGUCGCCAGGUGGGGGAGAUUUGCCGUGCUGGUGCCAAGAUGGAGUGUGCUGAUGAAAGGGCCAUAUUUGCCGCCCUUGGUCUAUCGUACAGGCCGCCAGAACGGCGAGAAGUGGAUGCUGAGCUCCUGGCUGCAGUGGAGGAGGCAGCGCGCGAGGCCCCCGAGGCUCUUCGCCAAGUCAAGCUGGAGCUGCAUGGCCUAG
Messenger RNA from Symbiodinium sp. CCMP2592, 4905 nucleotides. Lineage: Eukaryota; Dinophyceae; Suessiales; Symbiodiniaceae. The record is from the annotation of a GenBank genome assembly.